CACAGCUCACGCCUUCCUGUUAGUCGGAGCUGGGAGAAGUUCACUCCGAUCAGCUGAUCCCAACUGACAACAGGAAAGGAGGAAGCCUAGGAGGCGAUGAAGGAGGACGUGGAGAUGGAGAUGAGGAUGGAUUCAUCGGUGCCCUGAGGGUCAGCUCUUGCUCCCACAGGGGUCUCGCGAAACCCCAAUGCCGCCUUGAGACGGCCGCGCUGCUCCGUGGUGUCCCCUGAAUUACUGACUUCAGGUUGAAUUAUUCUGAAAAACUCCUGACCACUUUAUGUCAUUACCAGAAUAUUGUGGCUGAGGCCCUACAAGUGCGCCCACCUCUGUAACACAUCACACCUUUCUCAGAUAGCCAUCAAAGACCCUUUUGAAUUCAUUUUGCCUAUCUUUGCUUGCACUUUACUGGAGAUGAAACUGUCAAACCAAAUCAACAUUGCUUCUGAUACAAGAGUUUGAGAAGCAGAAAAUUAAAAAUCUAAAUAUUUGUGAAUGUGUAAAGAGUUGUAGUAGGACAGUUUUUCUCUUUUAAGGUGUUCAGAUUCCUGUGGAAGUUUUGUGUUGUCUUUCGACUCAAAGCCAUCGCCUUCAUCUUUUGGGAAAGCUCAGUGACUUUUACAUGGUGAGUGUGUUUCCUUACCAGUCUUGAGUUAUGAGUGCCCAGACAUCGGUAACAGAGAAGGGCCUGAAUCCAGGGCUGAUGUGCCAGGAAAGUUAUUCCUGCAGUGGGACGGACGAGGCUGUGUUUGAGUGUGAUGAGUGCUGCAGUUUGCAGUGUUUCCGCUGUGAGGAGGAGCUUCAUCGGCAGGAACGCCUGCGAAACCACGAGCGCAUAAGACUCAAAGCUGGCCAUGUCCCUUACUGUGACAUCUGCAAGAGUCCCAAUGGGCAUUCUCCAGGAGUUAGGCAAAGGGCAUUUGUGAGGUGCCAGAGCUGCAAAAACAACCUGUGUUUGGAGUGUCAGAAGAGAACUCAUUCUGGGGGCAGCAAGAGGAGACACCCCGUUACUGUAUACAAUGUCAGUACGAUCCAGGACUCCCUGGAGGCAGAAGGGAUGGAUGAAGAGACCAAGAGGAAGAAAAUGACGGAGAAAGUUGUGAGUUUCCUCCUGGUAGAUGAAAAUGAAGAGAUUCAGGUAACAAAUGAAGAUGACUUUAUUAGGAAAUUGGACUGUAAACCUGAUCAGCAUCUGAAGGUGGUUUCCAUUUUUGGAAAUACUGGUGAUGGAAAGUCUCAUACCCUCAACCACACUUUCUUUUAUGGCCGUGAAGUCUUCAAAACCUCCCCUGCCCAGGAGUCCUGCACUGUGGGUGUGUGGGCAGCCUAUGACCCAGUCCACAGAGUAGCAGUGAUAGACACGGAAGGGCUCUUGGGGGCUACCGUGAAUCUAAGCCAGAGAACACGGCUGCUACUUAAGGUCCUGGCCAUUUCAGACAUCAUCAUCUAUCGAACUCAUGCAGAUCGCCUGCAUAAUGACCUCUUCAAGUUCCUUGGAGAUGCCUCGGAAGCUUAUCUGAAGCACUUCACCAAGGAGCUUAAGGCUACCACUGCCCGCUGCGGCCUGGAUGUCCCCUUAUCCACUCUGGGCCCUGCAGUUAUUAUUUUCCAUGAGACUGUGCACACUCAGCUGCUCGGCUCUGAUCACUCUUCCGACGUGCCGGAGAAGCUUAUCCAGGACCGGUUCAGGAAGCUGGGCCGCUUCCCUGAAGCCUUUAGUUCCAUUCACUACAAGGGAACGAGGACUUACAACCCCCCCACAGACUUCUCUGGGCUCCGGCGUGCUUUGGAGCAGCAGCUAGAGAACAAUACCACCCGUUCCCCCCGGCACCCGGGGGUCAUCUUCAAAGCCCUGAAGGCACUGAGUGACCGCUUCAGCGGUGAAAUCCCUGAUGACCAGAUGGCGCACAGCUCUUUUUUCCCAGAUGAGUACUUCACCUGCUCCUCUGUGUGCCUCAGCUGUGGGGCUGGAUGUAAAAACAGUAUGAACCAUGCAAAGGAAGGAGUGCCUCACGAAGCCAAGAGCCGCUGCAGUUACUCCCACCAGUACGACAACCGAGUUUAUACCUGCAAGGCCUGCUACGAGAGGGGCAAGGAAGUCAGCGUAGUGCCCAAAACAUCUGCUUCCACCGACUCUCCCUGGAUGGGUCUUGCAAAGUAUGCCUGGUCAGGGUAUGUGAUCGAAUGUCCUAACUGUGGCGUGGUCUAUCGGAGCCGGCAGUACUGGUUCGGGAACCAAGACCCUGUGGAUACGGUGGUGCGGACAGAGAUUGUGCAUGUGUGGCCUGGAACCGAUGGGUUUCUGAAGGACAACAACAAUGCUGCCCAGCGCCUGUUGGACGGGAUGAACUUCAUGGCUCAGUCAGUGUCCGAGCUUAGCCUUGGGCCCACCAAGGCUGUGACUUCCUGGCUGACAGACCAGAUCGCCCCAGCCUACUGGAGGCCCAACUCACAGAUCCUGAACUGCAACAAGUGUGCGACAUCCUUUAAAGACAAUGACACUAAGCAUCACUGCCGGGCCUGUGGGGAGGGCUUCUGUGACAGCUGUUCAUCUAAGACCCGGCCAGUGCCUGAGCGAGGCUGGGGACCUGCACCCGUGCGGGUGUGUGACAACUGCUAUGACACCAGGAAUGCCCAGUUAGAUAUUACUGAGGCACAGGCAGAUGAUGAAGGUGGAACACUCAUUGCUCGGAAGGUGGGCGAGGCUGUGCAGAACACGUUGGGAGCUGUGGUGACAGCCAUUGACAUACCACUAGGCCUGGUGAAGGAUGCGGCCAGGCCAGCAUACUGGGUGCCUGACCACGAGAUCCUGCACUGCCACAAUUGCCGCAAGGAGUUCAGCGUGAAGCUCUCUAAGCACCACUGCCGCGCCUGCGGCCAGGGCUUCUGUGAUGAGUGCUCCCAUGACCGCCGGGCUGUACCCUCUCGAGGCUGGGACCAUCCUGUCCGAGUCUGCUUCAACUGCAAUAAAAAACCCGGUGACCUUUAACCCUAGCUCCCUCCAUGAAUCCUCCGCAAUUCCUUAGGUUCUCAGGGUCAGAAACUGAAGUCUCAUUGAGAUAGGCUCUCCUCCCGGUCACCUGUGGUGUGUCCUUUUCUCCUCAUGUCCUAGUCCUAGAGCCACUUCCCCUAGGUGGGGGUGAGCCUCGCAGCAGGCCGAAGACACAAGCCCCUCAGGCUGGGGGUGGACUGAACAGCUCUGUGGCAAGGGGGGGAUGAACCUGAAUGCAUUGCAUUUAUUUUUGGUAAAAAUAUAAAAUGCGUAUCUCUGUAAUACAUAUAUGAAAGGAAUUUGGAGUGUAUCGAGGUUGCUACUGGUUGCCAAGACUCGCCCUGGUCUGUCCUCAGCACAGAGAAGGUGGCUGUGGCAGCAGGACAUCUCCACAAAAGGAAGCUAGAUGCCCUCAUGUUGCUAGUCCUACCUUUUGCUGCUUGAGUCUGGGCAGCCUCUUUUCCCCUAUAGGCCCUCCCUGCUGUUUCUUCUAGGGGAUUUCCGUUUGGGUCCUUGGGGGACUCAAUUCCAGCUCCUGGGUUAAUCUUUAGUCAGAGACCGUUCAGCUUAGCGUGCAGGGCCCUGGAGUGUGCUGGGGCAGGGUGUGUGUGGGUCUUCAGUCCUGAGAAGUGACAAUGCAAUGCUGCUUCGUUCCUCACGGGAAGUAUGGAAGGAACUGGGCCUUCCCAGCAGCGAUUCCUCGCUUGUUGACGUUUCUGUCUCCAUGAGGCCUUCCCAGAUACCUGCACCCUGCUUCUGAAGUAAAGCACUUGCACUCUCUGCCCUUCUUUCAGCCCAUAAUCUGCUUUUGGGUGUCAUACUAGGAUUUGUUUUGCUUACAGUGUCUUAACUUUUUGUUCUAAGACACACAACCUCUAGCUAUUGAAGUGGUGAUCAUGAGAAAUUCCAGGGGAACACAGCUCACAAUGGACUGUUACUUUUUUUCCUAGUAUAUAUAUUUCAAUAGAUCAUAAAAAUAUUCCUAUUUGGUUCUUGCAAGAGAAGUCAGAUGAAUGUUUCUCAUCAAAAGCUUGGAUAUCCUUAUUUGUCAUGACUGGAAAGACUUGUUCUGAAAUCCUAUCAUCAGGAUGUUUAUCUUCAAUGGCCAAAAAAGAAUUACAGAAGCAUAGUUCUCGACUGACCUGGUGGGCAGUGCUUUGGGGAGGUGUGUAGGUGACUAUGUCUGGUGUGAGUGUCCUUGUGAUGUGCACCCUGGGGUGGGUUAGUCCUUCUCAGACCUCCUUUCUGCCUCCUGGGGCCCAGCAACCGAGGCCCUGCUCUAGAACUGUGUAUUAUCAAAUUUGCCACCAUAAAGGAAUCUUCCUGCUGAA
This is a messenger RNA of Cavia porcellus (domestic guinea pig), 4320 nucleotides long. RefSeq names its product zinc finger FYVE-type containing 1 (gene Zfyve1). The transcript has 12 exons. NCBI's taxonomy places the organism in Eukaryota, Metazoa, Chordata, Mammalia, Rodentia, Caviidae. Gene Ontology annotation, cellular component: lipid droplet. Gene Ontology annotation, biological process: lipid droplet formation. The coding region runs from base 653 to 2986 and encodes 777 amino acids. The record is from RefSeq and is a predicted model, not a curated record. Gene Ontology annotation, molecular function: phosphatidylinositol-3-phosphate binding; phosphatidylinositol-3,4,5-trisphosphate binding; 1-phosphatidylinositol binding.